Molecule: messenger RNA, 5601 nt
Organism: Rhincodon typus (whale shark)
Lineage: Eukaryota; Metazoa; Chordata; Chondrichthyes; Orectolobiformes; Rhincodontidae
Product: lysophospholipid acyltransferase 2-like
Exons: 13
Coding region: 322-1848 (508 amino acids)
Biological process (GO): lipid modification
Cellular component (GO): membrane
Molecular function (GO): acyltransferase activity
Source: RefSeq, a predicted model, not a curated record
CUCGAGAGAACGCGUCUGAGGGGAAACACCCUUUUGAAGUUUAAAUUUUGCGUGCGGCGAGAUUUUUCUUAAGGGAUCUCUUGAGUUAGGUCCUGUCUCCCCACCCAUGUUUUGGAAACAAUGACGUUGGCCAAUCAACAGCACUUGUUCGGAAAGUUUGAGGAGUUGUUGUCAGCUCUGGGGACUGAGAGCAAGCCGGGACUAAGCAGUGAGUUUGUGGGCGCUCGGAGUUCAGUCAGUUUCAAGUGAGGGUUCUGUCAAUUUCAGGUGCAUUCCGGAAGGAGAUCGCCAUUCGCCUCUCACUACCUGUUGGGUGCGAGCAUGGGUUCCAGCGGUGGAUCAGAGCUACUUCUACCUCUCAGCGAGAGACUCCGUUUACCCAUAGAACAGGUAAAUUUUGCAAUGUGCCAACUGUUUGGAUUGUUCGCAGCUUUUUUAUUUCGUAACUACCUCCAUCCGAGCAAGACCAACCAUAUCAUCAGGCAUGUGGUAGCCACCCUCUUGGGUCUUCACUUUGCGUUCUUCUGCUUUGGCAGAUACACAGUUUACUUUGUGGGAGAAGUAAUUCUAUUGUAUUGCGUAAUGGUGACUGUGCACAUAAAACAAAUUCACAAGUACAGUUUCCUGAUAGCAAUGGCCUAUCUGACCAUGUGUCAGAUCAUCCGAGUUUAUUGGUUUGAUGGUGAAGAACGGUCUGCUGACUUCUCAGGGCCAUUGAUGGUGAUUACACAGAAAGUCACAAAGUUGGCAUUUGAACUUCAUGAUGGUCUGGCCCGAGACGAAAGUGAACUGAAUGCAUCUCAGAAACGGUUAGCGGUGAGGCGAAUACCAAGAAUCCUUGAGUAUUUGAGCUACAAUCUCAACUUCAUGGGCAUCCUUGCAGGACCUCUGAAUUCUUACAAUGAUUACAUCAGCUUCAUUGAGGGCAGAAACUUUGUUGGAAUGCACCAUCUUGCCAAAGAGAAGAAAAGCGACCGGUGCCCUCCAAAUGAACCUUCAUCUCUGGGUGCUGUGGGAUGCAAGAUCCUGAUCUGCAGUGUUUGUGUAUUUAUGCAUCUGUAUUUAUUACAUGUAUUUCCCAUCUCCUACAACACUGACAAUACCUUCAUUGCCACAGCAUCGAUCCCUGUACGUUUACUGUAUCUCUACAUUUCCACCCUGGCCUGCAGACCCAAGUAUUAUUUUGCUUGGACCAUAGCUGAUGCUGUCAAUAAUGCUGCAGGGUUUGGAUUCACUGGGUACGACAGUCGAGGUAAGCCUCGAUGGGACUUGUUCUCCAAUCUAAACAUCGUCAAGGUAGAGUUUGCAACAAGCAUGAAGAUGUUCAUUGACAAUUGGAACAUACAAACAGCUCUGUGGCUCAAAGAAGUCUGCUAUGAUAGAUGUCCAUUCAAUCCGACGUUGUCGACAUUCCUUCUAUCGGCAAUAUGGCAUGGAGUUUACCCUGGCUACUACUUCACCUUCAUCACUGGGACAUUCAUGACACUGGCAGCGAGAGCAGUUAGAAAUAAUUUGAGGCCUUACUUCCUCGUUUCACCAACUUGCAAGACAUUCUAUGACGUGAUGACAUGGGCAACAACGCAGGUGGUUGUGAGUUACACUGUGGUACCAUUUGUCCUUCCGUUUCUGAGCUCAUCACUCGAGUUUUACAGGACUUGGUACUUCAGUUUGCAUAUCAUCGCCGUUGUUCUAAUCUUGGUGUUGCCAAAAAAACCGAAGAGUACACCAAGGGAACCACAGAAAUUCCAAGUGACAAAGCAUUCGAUGAUAUUGCACCAUUGUAAUGGGCAACAGAACAGAAGAGUUCUUGUGGACAACAACCAAAACCAUCCGACAAGGAUUGACUAAUGGAGAAAGUUAGAACUUAAUAGGGGCAGAAGCAGAACAUUUGAUGAUGGGCUAUUUUACACAAAACAAGCAGCCAAAGAAGUUUUGUUUCUGAACGCCCUUCAUCUUUUUUGCAAUGCCAUAGAAAUCUCCUCCUGGAUUCCAUAUUAACCGAAGAAAGUGGAUUUUGUCAUGAAAAAUCAAGUGUGCAACAAUCAAACCUUUUGUGGGAGUAUUUUAAACCCCUGAUCCCAUGACAUGGGAGGGGAGGAUAAUUGAGGGGAGGAGGGGGAUGAAAUUACCUCAGUUGCAAACCCGAAUCCAACGGGUAGUUCUCACAUAUCAGUUCCUGUUUUAACUGCUGUCAAUAUCAGAGUUCCCAGGUGAGCCAUUCUCUCAUGACAAUAUUCAAAUAGGGCUCCCAGCCUGAUACUUUGGCAGUGAUUUGAAAUCAACACCUCCUAUAUGGUCUUCCCAAGAUUUGGGAAACACAGUAGCUUAAAGGAGGCAAGAGCGGUUGAAUUCAGGAGGGACCAGCUAUGAAGUAGGGGGAAAGGAAUUGUUUGCCAUUACAUCUUGUUUUCUCACCAGGAGCUGGUCGAUUUCAUGAGUAUGCUUCCCUACUCACUCACUAUCUCCCUAUACGUAUCAAGACCCAUGAUUCUCCUGGAUCCUUGAUUAUAAUAUCUAAGUGCUUUACUAGCAUUCCACUGCCCUCCUGGAAAAACUAUACACCUCAGGUUACACCUUAAAUAAGUAUCCAUCUAAAACUUUAAAAUAUAGUACUGCUUUGCCUUGCACAUCCUUCAUCAAGGGUACAAAAGCAAGGAAGAUAUACUAAAAGUUUAUAAAGCACUAGUUCAGACCCUACUGGAGUAUUGUGUCCUGUUCUGAGCACAACCUUUUGGGUAAAAUGUAGUCCUAGAGAAGUUUCUUUGCUCAAAGAAUGUGGAACUCACUAACUCAGGGAGUGAGUAAGGCAGAUAAAAUAACUAAAUUGUAGGAGAAUCUUAACUUUAUGAAGGACAAAGAAAUAGGAGGACAAAUUAGUUGAGGUCACAGGGUUGGAUGAAGUAAUAUGGAGUGAAGCUUGUUUGCCAGAGUGUAAAACUGGGUCGGGGUCCUGGAGGUGUUGAAUAGACUGAGUGGAAAUGGUUGUGAAAUUUUGCAUUUUCAGGAGAGGUGUAGAAAUUGUGUUUUUUCUGUUUCAAGCAGAGAACAUUGAAGGAAGAUUUAAUUCAAGUGUAUAACCGUCAUUGGGAGUUUUGGCAGAGCAAAUAGGGAGAAGUUGGCAGGGAAGUCAGUGACUAGGGUUGUAGAAUUUAAGUAAUUAACUACAGAACCAGAGAAGUGUCAGGAUUUAAAAAAGGCUUGAAGAUUUGUAAUGAUUUGAUAAUGAUUGUAAUGAUUCAGGAAAGUAUUUCCUGAAAAGAUUCCUCUAUUACUAUCUGCUACUAUUGAAACAGAUUGAAUAGUAACUUUCAGUAGAGGCUUAAAUAUCUAAUUAAAGGGGAUAAAAUUUGCAAGGCCAUUGGGAAAGGGACUGGAGCUGAAAUUAAUUGGAUAGCUCUUUCAAAGAGCUUGCACCAGCAUAAUGGGCUGAAUGGCCACCUCUUGUUCUGUAAGAUCCCAUAAUUUUAUGAGUCAAUCACUUGGAGAUGAUUUUCUUUUGGAGAGGAGUAUGGAGGUGGACAUAGAGAAGGUGGUUGAGAAGAGACAGAGAUUCACACUUGAACAUAUACCAAUACCACUGUCCGGCCGUGAACAAACUGCUAAAUGGCAGUGAUAGCUGCCCCUUAAAAGGGCUUAAGAUGUUCCAGGAACAGCCAAUAUCAUCAAUCACUCUCUUUGGGUUACUGGACAUGCAAUUGAAAUGCAAAGCGAACCCUACAAGCUACACUCCAUAUUACUUCAUGUAACCCUGUGACCUCAACUAAUUUGUCCUCCUAUUUCUUUGUCCUUCAUAAACUUGAGAUUCUCCUACAAUUAGUUAUUUUAUCUGCCUUACUCACUUCCUGCAUUAGUGAGUUCCACAUUCUCUGAGUAAAGAAAUUUCUCUAGGACUCCAUUUAGCUUUGGACUAGCUCACAAGUCCAAAUUAUCAUCUAUGCUUACCCCUAAUCAAAGCCCUUCACAAUUUUAAAGACCUCUAUGAGGUCAUCUGCAUGUCUUCUCUUUUUAGGAGUAAAGAGCCCAGUCUAUUAAAUGAUGGAAGGUAUGUCCUUGGACAUAUCUUCAUACAAGAGUAUUUUACGAUUUUCUAUGACUGUAUUUUAUCUGUGAACCUACCCUUAAAUAUUAGGUAGUUCAGCUUUGUGCAUGCAGUUUCCUUUCUAUUAAACUACCAGUCAGAAUGAUUGGCAUGGUUUCUUAAGUUUGGGUUAGAUAGGAGUGGGAAUAGGAUAGAACUAAAUGGAAAUCAUUGCUCCUACGUUAUCUUUGAUUGGGUAGAAGGACUGCAUUAUGUCACAAGACUUUUCUACCAUUUGCAGUAAAACUAGACAAUUAAUGAUAGAUUUUUAACUGGAUAGGAUAAAUAAUGUCUAAAUCACAUAGCAACUGUUGUGAGAAGAGCAUGUUGAGUGACUGCUUUUACAUUCACACCUUUAGACUAAUUGUCAACUAAUAGAUCAUGUUUGAUAGCAGUAUUAAUAAGGACUGUGAAUAUGUGACAUGUGUUGGAGAUACUUAGCACUACCAUCACUCUGCGCGACAUUGCCUUCUACUUUCUCAUGAUAUGCACAGGAACCUGAGUAUACUGACUGAUAGGGUACAGGCUUGUUCUUGCAUUCAUUUCCAGUUGGGAGCUCAACUCUCCGACAUGACAAUGCAGAUCAGAGCUUGGACUCUAUUUGUCAACCGUAACUGUGAAGGCCAUUCCCACCCCCACCCUGGCAUCUCUUUUGUUUUGAAUUCACUGUAAAGUAAUGUCUCUUGUGUCAAAGUUUCCAACUUUAGCCUGUGUCUAUAUCAGUUCAUUCACACUAGUUAAAGUUUAAGGUCUGGUUUAAGUGCCUACACCCAAAGUCCAUAUGAAGUUAAUGUGGAAAUACAAAAUAACUGAGGAUGACAACUCAUGGGCAUUAUUGAAAGGAAUGGAUGAUGAGGCACUUUGAACUCAGAUGUUCCUUUCAAAAUGACAGUGUUAACCUUUACAUCAGCCUUAGUCUGAUUUGCUCUUGCUGGUGCAAAUUAGCAUCAAUUGCAUUUACAACAGUUUUCUAGAGAUCAUUUGCAAUUCAUUUCUCUUGAAAUGAAGGAGCAUUUUUCAAACCAAAUUAUUUUGGUGACCAUAUGCAGAACCAGGACAAAGGAAAUCCUGCAGAUAUGUCACAGUGAAGGCAAUGAUCCAACGAUGUAAUUUAAAGGGCUGAAACAUUUUCCUCAUGCCUCAUUGUGAGCUCCCAAUCUUCUAACCAUUUGGCAGGUGAUGAUGUUCAUUUAAAGAGGAAACACAGUUGAACUCCUUCAUCUCACGAUAGUACAGCUGUUACGCUUUUUGUAUAGAUUCACUGUGGCUAGCUGGCAAAUUUUUCCAUCUUGCAAAUUCUGGAAAAAUGAUUCCUUAACUUGCAAAUGAGUCAAUGAAGGAUUCUGGGUAACAUGUCUAUUACUCGUUUAUGUCCUGACUAAUCUCACAGAAGUGAUUUGCUGCUUUGAGUUAUGUUACAAAGUAAAUUUGAAAGUCAAAUCUGAAGACCCAUUGGAAUAUUUUACAGUAUGUUACUGUAUUGUGUUCAUUCUUAAGAAAAACUAAAAGUUUUACAUCUCACA